Molecule: messenger RNA, 4449 nt
Organism: Nematolebias whitei (Rio pearlfish)
Lineage: Eukaryota; Metazoa; Chordata; Actinopteri; Cyprinodontiformes; Rivulidae
Gene: ccdc18
Product: coiled-coil domain containing 18
Exons: 23
Coding region: 1-4449 (1482 amino acids)
Molecular function (GO): 2-oxoglutarate-dependent dioxygenase activity; methyltransferase activity
Source: RefSeq, a predicted model, not a curated record
AUGGGGCCCCAGCUUUCACCGUCAGGAGAUUACUACGCUCCAGAUGGUGGGGUCAAGGUCUCCACUCUGGUGGACUGGGAGGGCUAUGAGUCUGAGGAGUCCCUGCCUGCAACAUCUUGGACAAGAACCUCAUUCAGGAGUUUCAUUACACCCAUCCUGACCAAACUGGAGGUCCAUGUCAUGUUUUUGCGUCUUGCUGUCACCUGCCAUGCCCACUUGCUCACGCUCCGUGUUCACCAGUUUCUCGCUCUACUGAAGAAUCCCAUUCACCACUCUGCCAGAUUAUCAAACCCUCUUGGAAAGAAGACCAAGGAGAUUGUUGUGGACUUCAGGAGAACUCAGACAAAACAUGCUCCACUAUCCAUCAACGGUGUUGUUGUGGAAAGGGUGAGCAGCACCAAGUUCCUGGGUGUGCACAUCUCUGAGGACCUCUCCUGGACCAUCAACACAGCAGCAGUGGCCAAAAAGGCUCACCAACGGCUCUACUUCCUCCGCAAGCUGAGAAGAGCGAGAGCCCCCACCCCCAUUAUGACAACCUUCUACAGGGGGGCCAUCGAGAGCAUCCUGAUGAGCUGCUCCACUGUGUGGUACGGGGCCUGCACAGCAUCCUGCCGCAAAUCCCUCCAGCGGAUCGUGAGGACAGCUGAGAAGAUCAUUGGCACCUCUCUCCCCUGCCUUCAGGACCUCCACAGCUCUCGCCUCAGAAGUAUGAUCGGAACCACUCCAGGGCAGUGCCAGGCAGAACAACAAAGGAACCAAGCACUUCAAAAUGCAGAAAAACUCAAGGAAGCUUUUAAAGAAUAUAAGACUACAACUUCUGUUAGGCUUCAAAAGGUGAUGGAGAGUGAAAGCAAAUUGAAACAGAGUCUGGCUGAGUGUGACAGACAAAAAGAAGAACUGGAAAUGAAGUUUUCAGUGUUGGAAAGAGAGAAGGCAGAACAUUUCCAGACUGUUAGCCGGUUGCAGGAGGAGGUGCAGCGGGGCAAAGCUGCAGCUGCUGACCUCCGAGCCCAAGCUGAAGAUGUUGGACGUAAAGCCUCUCAGCUGGAGCAGCAACUGGUGGAGCGAGGUGCAGAAUACAGGGAGCUGGAAGAGCUAAGGACCCUAGCCCGCAACCAGGAGCAGAGGGUGACCCAGAGCCUCAGAGAGGCUCAACAGAACCAGGCAGAGCUGGCCGGCCUGGAGGCCAUACUGGCCCUGCUGCACCUACGAGAGAGUCCUGAAGGGCCGCUUUGUGCCUGUCCUUGCAUGCUGCCCCAAGUGGAUUUUUCAGGAACUGCACACCAGCUGAAACUGAAACCAGGUGAAGGCUUCCAGCAGCUGCUGCGGGUGCUGCAGACCAAGGAAGCUGAGAUGAUGAAACAGAGCAGCCUGAACAAGCGGCUUCAGGAGCGUUUGAGCAGAGCGCAGGAGGAGAUCUCCUCCCUCCACAACUCCAUGACCCAGCAAGCCUUGCACUACCAGAACGUCCACACCGAGCUGCUAAACAAAGUCAGCAAAGCCACGGAUACAGAGAAGGAGCUAAAGAGAAAAAGUGCACGAGUAGCUGCUCUGGAGAAACAGUUACAGGAGAAGACCUCAGCAUACAGUCUGGCUGCGCUAAAGAACACCGAGCUGGAAACUCUGCUGCAGGAGAAGACCAGUGCCCUGCAGCAGUAUCAGUCACUGAUGACCAAAAAGCAAAGGGAGUACCAGGAGUCUCUAGAGAAGUGUAGACAGUCUCAUUCUAACCAGCUGAUAGAACAACAACACAGGAUAGAAAUGCUGCAGCUGUCUAUGGAGCAGGCUCGGUCUCGGCUGUUGGAGAUGGAGCAGGAGUUGAGUUCUCUACACAAGGAGCGAGAAGAGGCUCAGCAAGCAGCUUUCCUGUUACACACCUCGCUAGAUCAGCUCACACAGGAGAAGGAGGUUGAAGUUCAACACAAACAGGAGUUGCUACAAACUUUCAAAGAGCAAGCAUCUGAGUCUGCAACCAAGAUAACUGAACUGCAGUCGUGUCUGUCAGCGUGCAGAGAAGAGCUGGACGUCUACCGGCAGCAGAUGGAAGACAUGAAGAAGAACUAUGAGACUGAGCUGCAGAAGAAAAAUGACAAGGUGUCCUUUCUGCAGGAGAAGCUUCACAGCACCAGUGUGGUUUGUCAGAGCUCCAGUGAGCAGAACCUGCAGCUGCAGGUGUCCUUGCAGCAGCAGCAGGCCAUGCUGACUGAGAGCACGGCUCGGGUUUCUGAGCUGGAGGAGAGCCAGAGCCAACUGGAGAAACAGGUGUCCAGUCUGGAGCAGCAGCUGGAACGAGCUAGGGUGUCUCUGCAGGACGAAGUGAGGAGCAGGGAGCAGGACACUCAGAUGACCUCCAAGAAGCUGCAGGAGAUGAAGCAGCAGAACUCAGCACUCUCCCAGUCCCUCCGCCAUCUGACUUCAGAGAUGCAGAUGUGUAGGGCUGAGCUGGUUUCCAAGGAGUCAGAGUUGGAGCACCUGAGGAGAGAUGUUUCCAUGAAGAUGGCUCAGAUUGGAGACCUGGAGGAGAGCCUGCAGCAUGCAAAGAGCCAGCUCAUCACCAAGAGUUCACUGGUUGGAGACCUCGAGGAGAAGCUCCGUCGUUGUGAGACAGAUCGGAUCAGCUGUGCACAGAAAGUCCAAACCCUGGAGGGACAGUCCCAUUUUGUGCAGGCAGAGCUGACUGACACCCUGGAGCGUUUCCAGGAGCUCAAAGACGUCUUGCAGAAAACCCAAACCAUCUCUGAAGAGCGGCAAGCACAAGUGGACAAACUGACCGGCCAGCUUAGUGAAGUCCAGAGGGAGCUGGAGGAGAGAACUCUUGAGGCGUUGGACAUGGACAUUGCACUGAAAGAACGACAGGGGGAGCUCCAGCAGAGAGCCAAGCUGCUCAGCCAGCUGGACGUGGCCAUCAGAGAUCACAAGCAGGAGAUGGAGAAGAAGGUGGAGGCCCUCCAGCAGAAAAUGGAGGCCAAAGAGUCAGAGCUGAGAGACGCACAGAGGGAGAGCAUGAACAGAAACACAAAGGAGUCACAGGACCUCAAACAGCAGCUGUGUGAGACCCAGCAGAAACUUCAGAAUAUUCUAGAAAAGCUUGAAGAAUCUCAUCGUCGCUGUGAGGCUCUGACUGAAGCGCUGGAUGCUGCCAAGCUGCAGAGCGGAGAGACGGAGGCCCAGCUGUUCAGUGUAGAGGAGGAGCUGACUCUGAAGGAGGCGCAGUGGCAACAGGAGGAGGCCCGGCUGCAGAGCAUGGUCACUGCUUUGGAGCAGGAGCUGGAGCUGGAGAAGGAGCAGCACAGCAAGGAGCUGGAGUGUCUGCAGCAGAGUCGAGGUCAGCUCCUCAAAGUGUCGGAGCAGAUUUCCUCCACCAUGCGCUCCUCCCAGGAGCAGCUCACUGUCCAGCUCCAGCAGAGCCAGACCCAGCUGGAGGAGGCAAAGGCACAUUACAACCAGAUCAAAGCCCAGCUGGACCAAUCUAAGACUGAGCUGGAUUAUACCCGUAACCAAGCCAGUCACCUCCAAGCCCAGCUGGACCAGACCCAGAACCAGUUCCUUCAGAAUAAAACCCAACUGGAGCAGAGCAGGACUCUGUACGAGCAGAUGAGGGUUCAGAACGGUCAUCUGCGAGCCCAGCUCGAGCAGCUCACUGCCCAGUUCAGUGAAAGCAGAAUGCAGGUCGCUCAGCUUCAAAUUCAGCUCCGUGCAUCUGAGAAGUCUGUGGAGACGUCAGCUGGUUCUCUGCUCAACAAGGAGUCUGACACGACCCGUCUCCAGGACAAGCUUUUUAGUCUGGGGGGAGCUGCUGAACAACAGAAUCUGUUCAAUCAGACACUUCCACUUCCUGCCCUGCACAUGUUUACUGAGCCCUUAGAACCCAGACCCUCACCUCCCUCACCUCCCAAACAGCUCCAGCCAAGUCUCGGCCCUCCUGAUCACGCUGUACACCCGUGCUCUCUGACACGCUGCACACAGCCUGCUCACCCGUGUCCUCAGCCCAGCUCAGCCCUCCAGCUGUCUGGGGGCCCCCCAGCCUGUGACUGUCUUCAGAGCAGCAGCAUCAACUCCUCCUUGGACCUUCCUUGGAGCCUGAAAGCCACAGUGAGGGAGGUGCUCAACAACAGGCCAUGGAAGUCUUCCUCACCUUCCAUUUCUUUGUUCCCAGAAACAGUGGACCACAGCUGGCAGGGGCUCAGCGCCGCAGAGACCACGCUGCUCUCUGACCUGUCCUUUAAUCCACUGACCUACAUGGUGGACAAGCAGGACAACACAGAGUCCAGCAUGGAGGCUGUUUUAGUGCAGGAAGCAGAAAGGAGGGAGCCUGUGAGCGCCACCAUGGGUCAGGAGGAGGACGUUGAUGUGACCUCGCUGACAGGGAUGCUGAAGUUUGUAAAUCAGACGUUAGCCAUGCAGGAGGAUCCUUCUGUAUGGAGCUCCACAGAGCAAGGCCAAACCUGA